Messenger RNA from Halichondria panicea, 2071 nucleotides. RefSeq lists its product as uncharacterized. Gene Ontology annotation, molecular function: protein binding. Gene Ontology annotation, biological process: signal transduction. Bases 1378 to 1956 code for a protein of 192 amino acids. Lineage: Eukaryota; Metazoa; Porifera; Demospongiae; Suberitida; Halichondriidae. The record is from RefSeq and is a predicted model, not a curated record. The transcript has 3 exons.
GAGUUCAAAGAGUUCAUUCCAAUGGAUUGCCGCUUUGCUGGUUCAAAUUAUAUGACAAAAGCAAGAAAACUGAUCAAGAAAAGCUCCGCUAUUCUCCGCUCUCCAGAAACCAUCAGCCUGAAUGCUCACACCUUUUACAUCUACCUUGCCGAAAACUUCAAAGACGACCUUGCUUUGUCGUUGGGAAAUGUCUACGAAAGAAUUAAGAGUGAUCUUAACGAGGAUCUGUCAAAACGCACUCAAGAUAUUCUUUCUUUCAUACCCAGCACUGUCCCUCACCUUGUAGAGAUCUGUGACCAGCUGCAUAAAAGAGGUCUCCUUUUAUUUCUCCGCAAAGACAGCUCUCCAGAGAAAUCUUUCUUAGUGAUUGACCAAGUAACACUUCUGUUCACAGUCACUGGGACUGUGUUUGCUCCUGAAAGUUUCCGCCAGCACUGCAAGCUAGCUUCAAGCACUGGAGUAGUGCCUUUGUCGAAAUUCAGCAAAGAAUUUGAUGGCUUCAACAUCGAAAUGCUGAUUGCCUACAUGUCACAUUUAGAGCUGUGCUUCAAAAUUAUGGACAUGCAAGCCUUGGAUUUCAUUUCGAAGGAGAUUGCUUCUUCCACUGACAAAGAUGCUUCUGUUCCUGAGUCUGACAGAUACCUCUUCUUUCCUGGGCUCAUUUGAAUCGAAACUCCAGAGCAAAGAUGGGAAGUAACUGAACACAUCAAGUACCAUUUUGGUUGGAUACUCCAAACCUCUCAAAAAACUGAGUUUUUCGAUCCUCGCUGCCUUCAGGUCCUCAUUCUGAGGAUAGUGUUCACGUUCCGACUUGCCCCUGCCCUAAGAGUACAGCAUGAUGUCCCUUCCCUGCAAAGAUUCUGCUCUGUGUGGAAAAGUGGAAUAUACUGGUGCAAUGAUGAUGGAAUCACCUCACACCUCGAACUUGCUGAAAAUGGUCAAUCUCUUGUUCUCAAAAUGCCCUCUGACACAGUUCGACCUGAAGGUCUGAGAAUUAUGAGCAAAAUCCGUGAGACUGUUGAAUGUUUUGGCCGCAAUGUGAAUGUAAUUGAAACAGUGAUUGAUCCAAAUUAAGUUGUCAAGCAUCUAUUGAAAAAUUCCUCUGACCUCUCUCUGAUCAACAUCAAAGAUAUUGCAGCAGCUGUCUCCUCCAACAGAGGCACAAUUAAAUCAACACAACAAGUUGCCUUUACCUUCAGGCACCUCUUACACUUUGAGCCGUACGCUGGCCUGGAUCAAACCACCAUACAGUGUAUCCACAGUGACAAGAAUGCCAAGAAAAAUGAGAAAAUCUCCAGAGAUUUCAUUUCAUAUUUUGCUAGCCAAAUUUCCGACCCUGACAGUGAAGAUCAUAAUUAAGUAGUUCGAAACAGUCGCAUGUACAGAAGAAUCCUGAGCCAUCCCAUUGUUAAAAUUCAUUCGGUCAGUCCCAGACAGGAGGUGGUCCAGGCCCUUGAAACGUGGAGGAGUGAGACUGAGGGAACUUACAGCUGUCUGAGUGAGACUCUCAACAAGUACAGCGUCUUCACUGGGAGAAACCCUCUGGACCUAGCUGGUGUGGCUCAUGAUGAUAUUGAUCCCUCUGUGUUUAGUAUCCGUGGUGAUGAGCAAAUGGAUCCAGGGACUACCAGCCUCCAUGAGUUGAUGGUCAAGCAUGGAGUCACUGACGAGCAGUUGGAUCGAGAGAUUGUACAAGACGACCUUGCUCCAGUAGCUAUGCACUUUAAUGAUGUGGAGCUCUACCUCAACCCACUGAAGCUGACUGACAAUGAACAAGCUGACGUGAGGCGAGAGACUUAUUUAAGUAGAAGCAAUCAAGUGGCAGUGAUCAACAGUUUGUCAAUCUGGAGAAGUCACGAACCCAGCGAAGCAACCUUUAGAGCACUGAUUAGUAUCUUAUUGGAUAUGGGGAAGGAAGAGAUAGUUACCAAGAUCUGCCAGUACUUGAAAAGGUAGUGUAUAGUAUGUUCGCAGUUAAAUGCACAGAACACUUAAUCUAGGGUGGUUCUCUCCAAUUUGAAAGUUCAGCAGCAGCUCAGUUCUAGAACAAAUUAACUUGAAGAAAAUCUAG